Molecule: messenger RNA, 312 nt
Organism: Oldenlandia corymbosa var. corymbosa
Lineage: Eukaryota; Viridiplantae; Streptophyta; Magnoliopsida; Gentianales; Rubiaceae
Source: the annotation of a GenBank genome assembly
AUGUCAGUGAAGAAGCUCGUAGAGAUGAGGAGGUGGAAAUUUUGGCUACUCUUGAAUUUGAAGAGCCCAUCUUCAGUCCCGGGGAAGAGCACUCUAGCAGGCAAAGGCCAUUCAAGGCUAAGACAUAGCAGAAACAAAAAGAAUAGGAGAGGGUUAGGUGCGCUUUGCAAGGAGAUGGAGGCUUGCGGAGGAUAUUCAGACAUAAAGGUGAUGUGGGAGAUGGUUAACUCUUCUAAUCACCACCAUGCCAGAAACAUUCGAGGGAGAAGCAAAAGGCAGCUACAAUGGAAUUUCUGCUUCAGUCCAGCCUGA